UCCACCUUUAUUAAACGAUAAAAUUUUGUUUUUUUUAAUGUUUUUUUCCGCAUGAAUGGACACUGUUCUGUUUCGUCACAAUCAACAGGGAUUUUCCCAGAAUUUAUCCCCAGUUGGAAAACCAGUGUUUUAGAACGACAUCGCAGUUUCGGGAAACUAGAGGAAUCAACAAUAGUUAUUAUGAUCGUGCAGUCGUUGACUCAACCUACAAGGACCAUGGGGGAACUAAAUAAACAACGGGAGGAUCAAAGUUUCACCGAUAUUGUUGUUCUUGUGGAGGGAGUGAAGUUCCACGCUCACCGAGCGAUUCUCGCCGCAAAUAGUUCGGUGUUUCGGUCCGUUCUGCAAGAAACAACAACAGAGGGCACCCCCAAUAUCAACUUGGACGGCGUUGAAUCGGCAAACUUUUCGACGAUCAUCAACUUUAUCUACACCUCUAACCUAACAAUCAACCAAACCAAUGCCGAUCAAAUAUCGGCCACUUCGGAAUUCUUGAAAAUAUCCUCAAUUGUCGAACUUUGCGCGAAGUUUAAACAACAACUCAAUAAUGAUGAAUCCUCAAAAUGUGACGAACCUGAGGUUUCCGACAACGAGGGAAAUAUUGAGGUUGAAGAAGAAGACGGUCGAUUGCAAACAACAGAAGCUACAAAGAAUUCUGAAGAAAUUCAAGUUGAGAAACGCCGCGGUCGUAAACCGUUGGAGCGCGUCGAGUGUCCGAUUUGUCGCAAAGUAAUGACGGAAGUUCGAAUGGAAGCUCAUCUUCGUUAUCAUAAUGGGGAAAACCCCGUUACUUGUGGUUGGUGUGGAAGGUCAUUCGCGAAUAUUUAUAAUCUUAAAAUACAUGAACGGAUCCAUACCGGUGAACGACCCCACAAAUGCCAGGUUUGCUCGAAAACCUUUUCGGACCCUUCAAGUUUAAGCAAGCACAAACUGUGGCACGCCGGGGUGAAGAAGAAGAGUUGUCCCGUUUGCCGAAGAAUGUUCGCUACGGCAACACAAGUCAGAGAUCAUAUACGAACGCACACCAAAGAGAAACCUUUCGUAUGCCAACAAUGUGGAAAAAGUUACGGAUAUAAAUGUGAUCUUACUCGCCACAUGAGGGAGCAUAAUGGUAACUUGUUCGGUCCAUGCCCCGAUUGUGGGCGAUUGUUCAACCAUAACGGAAACUACAAGGCUCAUCUAAAAACGCAUCUCAAGAAACAGAACCCACUGCCAGUUUUCUUUGUUGAAGAGAACGAGGUGAUUGUGACAUCACAAGACAGGCAAGUGUCACCUCCUAGUGGUGAGAAUGGGAAGAAUCUCGAUACUUCGAUGAACAAUGGAUCGUGUGUGAUGUCACAAGAAGAGGAAGUGAUGUCGGCAACAACGUCAUUGGAGCAAAACAUGCUGAGUCAUGAUGACAUCGUGAAAAACGAGAACUCGUUGGUGAUUGUCGACCAAACAAUGGAAUCCAACUUUGAAACAUAAACAUUUGUGAUGUCAUCAUGAAACUUCGUGAUGUCAUGUAUUAUGUCAUAAUGUUGUCCGUGUUAUGUCUGCGUCGAAUAAAUUUCAAUGAAAAACA
Molecule: messenger RNA, 1564 nt
Organism: Ciona intestinalis (vase tunicate)
Lineage: Eukaryota; Metazoa; Chordata; Ascidiacea; Phlebobranchia; Cionidae
Source: RefSeq, a predicted model, not a curated record